Rhagoletis pomonella (apple maggot) is the source of this 2205-nucleotide messenger RNA. It is a transcript of the gene Gle1, whose product is annotated as nucleoporin Gle1. The transcript is spliced from 4 exons. Gene Ontology annotation, cellular component: nuclear pore cytoplasmic filaments; cytoplasm; nuclear pore. Gene Ontology annotation, biological process: regulation of translational initiation; regulation of translational termination; poly(A)+ mRNA export from nucleus. Lineage: Eukaryota; Metazoa; Arthropoda; Insecta; Diptera; Tephritidae. The record is from RefSeq and is a predicted model, not a curated record. Gene Ontology annotation, molecular function: translation initiation factor binding; inositol hexakisphosphate binding; phospholipid binding. The coding region runs from base 108 to 2093 and encodes 661 amino acids.
AACUAUCUGCAUAAUUUGUUUAUUUACUGAGUUUUGUAGCGAUAAAUGUUGUUUUUUUCUAUAACUAAUUGCAUCAAGCUAAAAAAAGUUACGCUCUCCAAUUUAAAAUGAGUGGAGUGGGCGUCGAUAUUGAGCCAAUAGUCGAGGUAGAAGAACUCAUUAAGCCACAUGAGCUAACGCUCCAGCAUGCUCUUGAAAUUUCGCCGUUAGUUAAGGAGCGCACAAUAGGACCAGAUCUGCCCGAAUACAAACAUGAAGAAUCGACCAAUAGUGCACCCAACAGUCCCAAAAAUAUUCCCGCGCAAAAGCUAAAAACACCAAAAUCUCAAGAAAGUUCCCCAAAGCUGAUAAUACCCGUGCUGAAACCCUCACCAUCCUUAGACUAUGAAUUGGUUAGCGCCACCCUCAUGCUGCGCGACGCUGAAGAGAAACGCAAGAAGUUAGUGCGCCAGCAAAUGCAAGACAUGCAGGAGAAGCAACUGACAGUAUUACGAGAAAAUGCAGCACGCCUACGUGAACAGCAAAGCAAACAAAUGCAUGCGCUUAUCGCGGAGAAGCAGCGCAAUGACGCACACAUACUAGAGGAGGCUGAAAGACAAAGCGCACUCGAGUUGCAAGAAAUCGAAAGGCAAAUGGGUGCCAUGCGUCUGCAAGCCAAGCGUCAGCUACAACUUUUCUCUUUUCAGUGUGUGGCAAAAUAUCAUAGCGUUUUUCGCAGCAAAUAUGAAGCGGUUGCAAAGGCACUUAUCUCCAUUGACAAACAGGCGCUGCUCUCGUGUAGCGAUUACAAUCGUCAAUUGAAGGAACUUGUCGAGCUUUUCGAACAGUUAACGACCAAAAUAAAGACAGACGAAUGCGGUGCUACCGAGUUGAAACUGGCCGACAGUCUGUGCAACAAAAUGGACGCUUUGUAUGCGACAAUUCAUGAGGAUUUGGAUAAAUUAGUGAAGCAGCAAGAACAAGCGAGACAGGAAGAGCAACGCAAAGCUGAGGAGGAAGAGCUCGCUGCCGCAUUGGCAUUGUCACGAUCAGCAUUUGAUGCGACACAAGUGGAAGUAUCAACUCCAGCAACCGCCACAGUGCAGGCACAGGCGCCUCCACAAAAUGAGACAGCAGAGCAGAGUGGUCAGGCGCAGCAGGAAUCAGCAAACCAAACACAACAGUCGAUGCAGUUACAACAGCAGCAAACACAACAGCAACUGCCACAAUCAUCGGCACCGACAAACGAAGAGCCAACCGCUGCUUUGAAAUUCUAUCAAGAGAUCUACAGCUUUUAUCAGGCAAAGGUAGAUAGCGUGAAACCUCUGCAGUCCGAUGAAAAUAUGAAAAAGUAUCGAUUCGCAUGCCAGAAAGCGAUCAACAUACCAUUAAAUGCUAUAUCGGCAGUCAAUCCACAGCAUUUGCAGGAUAAAUUCGAACGAAUUUUCAACUUUCUCAAUGGACAACCGCUAAAAACUGCUGAUGGGCAAGUUAGUGUUAACGAUCAUCCGUUGGGCCGCAAUUAUUGUCUGCUGUUGACCGCGAAACGAUUUGUUAACCAAGGCGAGACAGCUAUUUCUAGCAAUCCCCAAGCCGCCUUUCCAGUUGCAUCAGUUGUGGUCUCUCUCUGGAAGCUAAUACCAGAUUUUGGGAAACUUUUCCUUGCGUAUAUCUUCAAGGAAUCACCGUUUCUUGUGCCGCUACGUGGCAAAUCCGUAGAAGAGUACAACGACCUCAAACGACAAGCGGGCAUUACGCGCUUAUAUGCUGCUGUAAUGAUUACGAAUGGACGACGGGCUGAAGGCCCAGAUCACCCGUAUGGACUUCAGCAUGCUUGGCGCUGGCUUGUGGACUUUAGCAGUCUCGAACCUCUGCCCGACAUAAGUGCGACAUUAAUUUUGGAGAUGCUGCAGACGCUGGGCUUUUCUAUGUGCCGCACGUACGGCAAACAAUUCACCAAGCUGCUGUUGUAUAUUUCACGCGAUUAUUUUGCUAGGCUCGCACAAGUGGAUGAAGGUGGCCCACGCACGCGCUUAGAGAUGCUCUUAAUGGAUUACUUGAAUCAGAAACAAAUUUCGGCGCCACAAGGUACGCUACCGCCGUCAUUUUGGUAGUCAGCGUAAGAACGUUUUAAUAUUUAUAAGGUUUUAAAUAACUAAUGUUAAUGGAUGAAAUGAGCUGCAAAUAAAUUUUCAGUUAAGAACCAUUAACCACAUUUAUAGGGAA